Cavia porcellus (domestic guinea pig) is the source of this 2595-nucleotide messenger RNA. RefSeq names its product family with sequence similarity 107 member A (gene Fam107a). The record is from RefSeq and is a predicted model, not a curated record. NCBI's taxonomy places the organism in Eukaryota, Metazoa, Chordata, Mammalia, Rodentia, Caviidae. Gene Ontology annotation, biological process: actin filament polymerization; actin filament bundle assembly; regulation of actin cytoskeleton organization. The transcript has 4 exons. Gene Ontology annotation, cellular component: stress fiber; neuron projection; synapse. The coding region runs from base 107 to 604 and encodes 165 amino acids.
AGCCGAGUGGCGUCACGCUCCGGAGGCCUCGGGUGGGGACUGCGCUCCCUCCCGCGCGCUCGCAUCCCAUCCCGCGGUGCCCGCCUCGCAGUCUGGAGCGCGGGGCAUGGCGCAGAGGCCCGCCGAGGCUACCGGGCUCUACCGGGCGGUGCUGCUCAGGUCGGCCUCCAUGUACUCAGAGAUCCAGAGGGAGCGGGCAGACAUCGGGGGCCUCAUGGCUCGGCCAGAGUACAGAGAGUGGAACCCCGAGCUCAUCAAGCCCAAGAAGCUGCUGAACCCCGUGAAGGCCUCCCGGAGCCACCAGGAGCUGCACAGAGAGUUGCUCAUGAACCACAGAAGGGGCAUCGGAGUAGACAGCAAGCCCGAGCUGCAGCGCGUCCUGGAGCACCGCCGCCGGAACCAGCUCAUCAAGAAGAAGAAGGAGGAGCUGGAGGCCAAGCGGCUGCAGUGCCCCUUCGAGCAGGAGUUGCUGAGACGGCAGCAGAGACUGAAUCAGCUGGAAAAACCACCGGAAAAGGAAGAAGACCACGCCCCGGAAUUUAUCAAAGUCAGGGAAAACCUCCGGAGAAUUGCUACCCUGACCAGUGAGGAGAGGGCUCUGUAAGGGCCCACACUGCCCGGACGCCUCUGCAGCCCCCCACCCCACCCCACCCUGCAGGCCUGGGUCCCCGGCCAACUGUGAUGCUGACACUGCUCGCAUAGAAAUGUGUUGCCCCUGGGUCUCGGCGCUGGCUGGGCAGCUAGGGACACCUGAGCUCCUGGGCUUUUCCUUCUGCCCAUUUGUCCCUCCUGCCAUUAUCAGGAAAUGAAACCACUGCCAGGAAAGCCUCCACACACCCUUCCUGAUUCUGAGCCCAGCAGAAGAGGCCUUCCUGGCAGACCUGGAAAGGAGGGACAGGUCUUGGGGAGUGUCCAUGUGGGGCAGAACCGGGUUUCAAGGACUCCUGCCUUGAAAGGCACCAAGCAGAGAGAGGCUGAGCUGUGGGUGGGACAGGAAGGGCAGGGCAGCUCAGAGGCAGCUACCACAGCCAGGCGGGGAGGGGACAAACCAAGACAGGUUUCCAGCCCCCACCCCCUGCUAUGCCUCGAUUUCGAUUUCUCCUCCUCCUCUUCUUCCUCCUCCUCCUCCUCCCCCGGGGCCUCUCAAGCCCCACCACCACUCCCAGCCAGGCUGCAGCUCCCCAACCUCAGUAGCGCUUCUCCAUGUUCACUGCAUAGAAAUCACAGGGGAUCUUGAUGAAACAGCUUUGGUCAGCAGCUCUGGGCCAGGAGCUCAGGUUCCGCAUGUCUAACCUGCUGUCAGGGAAGGGUGCUUUGAGAACCCUCUUGGGAGUGGCAAGGCUGUGGCACCCAGCGGUAGCCAUGCUGGUGGCCCACCCCAGGGACUCCUGGCUCUGGAAGACAUCCACCCCACAAACCACGUUGGUUAUGGGACAGUCACUUUCCCCAGAGAUGUCCAUAACUGCCAAUCUACAUUUCCCACAGUGUGACUACACCAUUGUGGAAUUUCUGCUAAAAAGAAAAAUAACUCUGCCUUUUCUUACAGCCUCUUUGGGAAGCAAAUGUGCAGGGAUUUGCAGAGGGCUUCUAGAAAUGCAACAGUAGCUUGAAGACCCCACUGCGUGCUGAUGGACUGGGCUCUCUGGCCUUGGUCCCCUGAGGCCCCUGAAAACACCUGGGCCUCCUCCAGGAAAUCCACCUGUUUUUCCCGACCCGGAUAUUUUACUCUUUGACACCUAUGCCAUUCUUAACAAUCUAGGGAAUAAGCCUGCCAUGUUUCUUUUCCCCUGAAGAGUAAACUUCUCUGCCUCAAGCUUGGCGAGCCAUUCAUUGAAGUGGCCUGGGAGGGCAGCACACCUGGACAAUCCCAGCACCCUGGGAGGCUGAGGCAGAAAGAUCGGAAGUUCGAGGCCAGUCUGGGGAACUUAGCAAGACCCUGUCUAAAAAUAAAAAGGGUCAGGGAUGUGACUGAUAGAAUCCUUGCCUAGCAUAUGCAAGGGGCUAAAUUCGCUGAGGGAUACAGGCAAGAGGGAUACAGGCAAGACAGUGUCCAGAUGGGCUAGGAAUGCUUGAGGUUUCAGCCAGGGAUCCCCAGUGUGGCUCCACAGAAAUGAGGCCUCAGGUGUAAAAGGGACCUAAAACAUCCUGUCAUCUAGCGGGUCCAAGGCAGACACCUUGGUACUCCCUGUUGGACAUUCCCAGCUCCACUCUCUGCCCCUGGACAGCUGAGACCUCCAGAGCCUUCAGUCCCCUCCCCAUGAGACAGGCUAUAAAUCCUGAUUCUCAUGGCUGUAAUCUGCUUCAAAGCUCACGGUGACCAUGUGACCAGGUAUGGCCAAUGAAACUGAAAUCUACAGGAGCUUUGAGAAACAUGCUUUUCUGAAUUAAAAAAAACAAGACAUGUGCCUAGUUCCUUCCCCACCCCCUCCUUUUUUCCUGCUUCAAUUGAUGAUGUGAUGCCUGGAACCAUAGCAGCCACUUUGCUACAGGAGAAAAAGGCCAAGAGAAUCACAAGAGAUCCUUUGACCCAGCCAAUGCCAACAGCUAUCUUUCUCAAGAAUUCUUGUAAAUAGUAAUAAAGCCUUGUUUGUCUAA